UCACGUGACUAUGAGAAAACAAUCUGUGUCAGCGGAUAUCACAUGAAGCUUUACUGUGUUGUUUUCAUAAACACUUCAAAACAACUAGUAGAAAUGUGUUGAUACGUGUAUGAAUAUACGAUCAAUUGAUAGUUGACCACUUGUCAACGUUAGAUCGGGAGUUUCAGCGCUUCUGUUUCCAACAGGCCCAAGACAAUGAUAGAGGAAACUGACACUCAGUCACCUACAUCAUCGUCAUCAUCAACUUCAUCAGUAUCACCGUCGACUACAUCAGCAGCAUCAUCGACUACAUCGUCUCCAUCCAGAUCCAGUCCAACCACUUCCCCGACUAGUCGUACUGUGGUUGUACCCACGGCAGUUGCCAAUUCCCUUCCACCAUGUCGAGUGUGUGGGGAAAAGGCAAGUGGAUUCCAUUAUGGAGUCAACACCUGUGAAGCCUGCAAGGGGUUCUUCCGACGAAGUCUGCAGCGUAAAGACAAAUACAAGUGCUCUGCAUCUGGCCGAUGCAAGAUUGGUAUGGGAAGACGCAGCACCUGCCCAUCUUGCCGUUACGAGAAAUGUAUCGAUGUCGGCAUGUCUAAGACAGCCAUCAAGACUGGCCGAUACACACAUGAGAAGCGAACCCAGGACAUUCUGGAGGUGAAACAGCUAGAGCUUACACAAGACCACCACCCUAACAUUACAACAGUGACUCAAGCCAAGACUGUCGAGGUGGCUCCUACACCACUUCAAGCCUCUGCUACAGCUACAAGCACAACCUCAAGAACCAGAGGAAGAGGGCAAGCAAGAUCUUCAAGUUCCAGAGGACACCCUACAACACCAUUGACAACACCAAGCCAAGCCCCAGAGCUGCCCAUGACACCAUGUCCCCCUGGCACAUCACCGACAACAUUGUGUACUGAUACAGCCCAGGAAACAACAUCUCAUACUGUCACAGCAGAGGCAACAACAGCGCACACAGCACAGGCAACAACAUCGCUCACAGCACAGGCAUUAACAUCGCACACACCACAGGCAACAACAUCGCUCACAGCACAGGCAUUAACAUCGCACACAGCACAGGCAACAACAUCGCUCACAGCUCAGGCAACAUCGCUCUCAGCACAAGGAACAACAUUGCACACAGCACAAGGAACAACAUUACAUGCUCCCCAAGUACAGGCAACGGCUUCAUACAUUGAGACAGCAGCGGCAACAAUAUCACAGACACUUCUUGAAAAGGCAACAACAUCACAGACUUUUCUAGCAGAGGCAACAACAUCACAGACACUUCUUGAACAGGCAACAACAUCACAGACUUUUCCAGGACAGCAAGCAGCAACAUCAAACACAGCCCAGGCAGCACUUGUACACCAGGAAGGAUUUGAAUCAUUUCCUUUCACCCCAAUGAGUCCCACUGGUGCUGCAUCCUGCGAUCUGGAGCCACCAUAUUGUUAUGCUACUACUUUGAACGAUUGCCUUCCUUUGUUGCCCCUAGCAACACCAAUGCCACCUACCCCAGAAGAGCCAAUUGACUGUGACUCCAUCAUUGCCAGUCUGAUCGAAGCUCACCAUACAUUCAUUUGUUCCAGCACGUACAUGUCCAAGGCAUAUCUAUUGGAGUGUCAGAAAAAACAUUUUGAUGGGUAUCAGAGUAAGGAGGAGAUGUUUGGGUCGCUGCCGACAUUGUCCCAAGACCAGUACAUGGACAUCUACGAGCAGACAGGGAUGGACAUUGACAACCGGCAGGAAAUGAUGGGUUAUUUUGCCACCCACAUGGAGAACGGAAUAAGGAAGUACAUCAAUUUUGUCAAACUCAUCCCAGGAUUCACAGACCUUCACAUUGAGGACCAGGCUAGUUUAGUUAAAGCCUCCCGGUUUGAGUUCUGGCUGUGGGGCACCUUCUCAGGCUACAACAUGGACCUAAUGGUGGCAUGCAUGCCGAACGGAAAGUGCCUACAUCGCAGUGAGAUGUGCAAGAUUUGGGACGACGACUUUAUUGUUGAAACAUUUCGUUUUGCACAAACUCUGAAAAAAUUACCGUUACUGCCAGACGAAUUUGUUAUUGUGAAGUCUAUUUGUGUGACAUUUGCUGACCGGUCUGUGUUGAAGGAUCGUGCAAUGGUGGAGCAGAUACAGUGGCGCCUUGUCCAGUGCUUCCUGCACCUUCUCAAGAAGAACCACAAAUCAGAAAAGGGGUUAUUUGCCAAGGUCAUGGACAGAAUUAUGGAACUGCGAACUCUUACGGAAUUGAAUAACAAACUUGCCCGAAAAAUGCAUAUAUGGCCAGCCAUACAACAGAGUCCAUUGUUGGUAGAAAUGAUUUCUAUGUGAAGAAUACAAGAAUCAGGACAUCCAUAAUUCCAGAACCUAAUGUGGCUGGUAUGUGCUUCUGACAUUCCACACAAAUGGUGUUUCUUUGUAUGGUUUUGUGUGCGUUUUCAAUCAUCUGUAUUGACAUUGUCAAUUCUUCACAGGUUUGAAUACACCUCCAAUAACCAUGAAUAUGGAUAUAUAAGUAUGCAAAUUAGAUAGUGGAAGUGGAAGUGGGACUUUUUUCGCCGGUGAACAUGAGCAGGUGUUUUCAAACAACAUGGAUUCCUUUGAUGUUGGAGACAAUGUUUUAAUAGAUCAAAGGGGAGGUGCUACAGUGAUACCAGUGUUGCCAAAUGGAUAUUUCAGGUUACAGGUUGAUGGUACCGAAUUUGAUUUUGACUGUGAUGAAUGCAGAUUAUCCAAAAUUCCCUGUGACCAACAUUUCGUCAUCAAAACACCAUCGUCGAGAACGGCGAAGCCUAACGAUGCCUGAAGUAGAUUUGUCGCUGCUGAGGACGGCAUGAUUGAUAGCGUGAUCCUUGACAGUCAAAACAGAAACACAGCCAAGAAAACUGUUUGAUAACUUUCGAAAAAAGUCCAAAAUGAAUUUUGCCAAAGGCAUGAAAUACACCCAAACAAACUAGACACACUUCUAUGCAAGUUUAUGUAAGUGUUUGAAAAACAAAUGGGGAAAAUUAUGAACCAAACUGUCUCCACCAGGUUUCAGCAUCAAGAGAUCACCACAAUGCAAAGGGUCUGGCUUUCCCUCACGUCACCCUUUGAAUUUUCAAGAUCACGGGAGGUUUUAGAUGGGAGGAAAAUUUAACUGAAGAAUAAAGGGUAUGGCAACGUACCGAGGAGAACUGAUCCAAUUAGGGAUACAGAGAUCGAAUCCCUGUGGCAGUCUUGAUCCGUUGGAAUUAGUAUUUCGAUGAGCAUAAUAUACUGUCUAUGGAUCUACAACACAAUCCCUUUUUAAAUUUUGUGUCAAUGAUCACUAAAACAUGUGUUGGGGGAUGUAAUAUCUUGAAGUUUCCACGAAACAAGUAAAGAAUAAGUCUGGUGAGAAUCCUCGUGAUUGUCAUAUCGUAAGGCCCAAAAUGUCUAAUGUUGCUGAUCUCUCUCGGUGCCCUGUGCAGGUAUACAGGUGGUAUGCAUCUUUAGAGAUGGUGAUCCCUUUUAAGUCGCCAGUCAGCACUCUCCGAUUAUACCGGUAAAUGUUUCUGGUGGUAUCAACACUAUGUUUGAUGGCAACAUUACUGGUGGAAACAUAACGAUUAAUGACGCUGACUAAAGCAUAAUGCGACCUCUCUACCAUGAGACAUCCUCAAGUGAGAGUGCAGGUUGAUUUGAAAGAUAAAUAUCAGUGAAAUUAUGCCAGAAAUAGGAUCAAAUGGCACAGAAUCGUUGUUGUUACCGUCAUUAAAGUUUCAAUUAUUCUACAAAACUCUGUUCAAGUAUUUUGUUUUAAAUAGUUAAUAGGCUGCUUAUUUUGGUUCACACGGAAAUG
This is a messenger RNA of Haliotis rufescens (red abalone), 3805 nucleotides long. Its product is annotated as mucin-5AC-like. NCBI's taxonomy places the organism in Eukaryota, Metazoa, Mollusca, Gastropoda, Lepetellida, Haliotidae. The record is from RefSeq and is a predicted model, not a curated record. The transcript is spliced from 7 exons. Gene Ontology annotation, molecular function: sequence-specific DNA binding; DNA-binding transcription factor activity; zinc ion binding. Bases 196 to 2313 code for a protein of 705 amino acids. Gene Ontology annotation, biological process: regulation of DNA-templated transcription.